Camellia sinensis is the source of this 2418-nucleotide messenger RNA. Its product is annotated as 2-oxoglutarate (2OG) and Fe(II)-dependent oxygenase superfamily protein. The record is from RefSeq and is a predicted model, not a curated record. NCBI's taxonomy places the organism in Eukaryota, Viridiplantae, Streptophyta, Magnoliopsida, Ericales, Theaceae.
GAAAUCAAAUGAAAAAAUAGAACGAAGACCGAAUCCGAGAGAGAGCGAGAGAGAGAGAGAGAGACGAAGAAGUAGAAGAGAGCAAGCUGUGAAGUUGCUCAUCGAAUAGUUACAGUGAAAGCACAGUCCCUACGACCAAAUCACUUGUCUCUUUCUGUAAUUCUUCAAUUUGAAACAUUGGAAUCGAUUUCCUAUUAUACAAAGCCCUAGCAAUUCUUGUGAAAUCAAGAUUAUAUUUGAUUUCCAUCGACAAUUAAGUAUUCCAAUUAAGUAGCUGACCUGGGUUUAUUUUUCCCUUAACACAGUUGACAUCUUGAAAGGCUUCCAUGGCAGGCAAUGGCCUGCCAUCUUUGGGUCGUGUGAAGCUCAGUGAUCUGAUACCUUCUGAAGGCCUUCCUUCUGAUUUGUACAAAUUGUCAGUUUCGACUUUGUCGCAAUCACUGGCUCAAUAUUCUGCUGCUAUCAUUCAAUUACCACCCACUGAUGCUGCUCUUUUGAGGUCGUGUUUGGAAUCUGCUCGUCUCUACUUCCAUCAAAGACCAUCCUAUCCAUCUGCGGACAUGAUUCAUACGAAUAACUCCCGUGAAUGGUGCAAAACCUCUGGCUAUUAUGCAGAUCCUCAACUGUGGCAAGAAACUUAUGAUUUCAGACCUGGCCUGACUCCCAUGGAGCCUAACAAUGAAAUGGAAUUUGCUCCUUCUGGUUUGGCUGAUAUAUUUGUACUGCUUGGGAAAGCUGCCAGAGAUAUUUUGGAUGCCAUAAGCUUCUACCUGAAUUUGCGUAGCUCUCCAUUUACAGAAAUACUCGAUAAUGUUCCCCUGAGAAAUCGGGAAAUUUCAUCCUCAUUACUGUCAAUCUGUUGUCAUGCAAGGUCAUCAUUUCAGGGAGCUCAACACCAUAACUUGACUACCCAAGAGGAUGGUCAGUUGGUCAUGUUUUCUGAGCAUGAGCAACAAGUUGAUAAAAGCCUGAUAUCUGUUGUUAAGUCAGAUAAGGCAGGUCUACAUAUAAGAGACUUUCAUGGUCGUUGGGUCCUUGUAGAUGAGGAUCUUGGUCCCCAAGAAGCCAUUGUUUACCCUGGACUUGCUCUGUAUCAGGCAACUGCUGGCUAUGUAAGCCCUGCGCUGCACAGGACAGAGAUUGGUAAUCUGCAGGGUAACUUGUUUGGACGAUGUUCUCUGUCUUUCAAACUCAUGCCUAAAUCAAUGACUAGUCUUAAUUGUUCAGAAAUGAGAGCAGCUGGUCAUGAUGUUGAAGCUCAAUUCCAGCUCCCAGUACCAGUGGAUGACUUCAUGCAGAGAUCGCACCCGACUGAUCAACUAUUUAACAGGCAGAGUUUCCCAAGUUUCAAUUUUCCUGCAGCCCAAGACGGAUCUAUGAAGCCAUUGUUGAGGAGGAGAAAGAAUAACUCGAGAUGCAAACCAUUGCCACCUUCAAAGAGAUUGCGGCUUGAGGCACAACGAGUUCUCAAGGAGAGGGUUCAGGACAUCGCUGAUAAGAAGGGCAUCAAACUGAGGUUUUGCACCCUGAAGGAGUGUGAAAGUCACAUCCACACACUCGAUAGCCCAUGUGCCAAUAUAAGAAUGGAAAUUGGGUGGCCACCAGGAGUGCCAUUUGUUCAUCCCCAUGAUCUGCCUAACAAGGCAAAGAUUGGAUUUCUAGAAACAUAUGAACCUGGUUGGACAGCCACUCAUGAUAUGGAGUUAAGUCUAAUCGACCCUGGACAGCCAAGUCAACACUCAGCAAACCAAAACUGAAUGAAUCUCCAUAGUCCCAGUAUGUGGCUACCCUUGAACUUGUUAUCGUUUUCAUGUUGGGGGGAGUUGCUCCAUAGUUUCACAUGUGUCUAUCUUUGCCUGCGUAAUGAUCACCCUUUGGAGUUCUGUAUCUCUUCUCGUCCUGGAGCAAGUGUUCUUGACUUACCAUCUGCAAUUUCCAUCCAAGUUUUUGGAGAAUAUAUAUAUAACACAUCUUGUUGAGUUGAGCUGCAAAUAAAUAAUUUGUUCAAUGGAGACCUCUGCAUAAAGUGUUGCAUCGAAUGAUGGUGAGAGAUCUAAUCUUGGUUGGAGAAGACAUGAAAAAACAAUAUUUGGAGUUGAAGUGCUGCGGGAGAUUUAACCUCCUCCUUCACUGCCCGUGGCAGAUUGGAUGUUUUUGGGGGCAGACAAGGUCAUCUGUGUUGAAAUGGAAGUAUUCAUUGUAUAUGGAUUAAAGAAAGCAAAAACACUAUGUUCAUUUUUUAUUUCUCUUUUUGGAUGGAGGAAAGCACAAGGUUUUUCUUUUAGUUGUAUUAAGUUUGUUGCAUUCCAUUUUUUUCGAUUUUCUUUGUUAUGAAAAAUGGAAACUUAGCUGGCCAGUUCUUGGUACUUCUUGGGCUUUGCUUUUCUGAUGGUAGCUCUUGUUCUGUUUUGAUGGUUC